Messenger RNA from Durio zibethinus, 2097 nucleotides. Lineage: Eukaryota; Viridiplantae; Streptophyta; Magnoliopsida; Malvales; Malvaceae. The record is from RefSeq and is a predicted model, not a curated record.
CCGACUUCGAGCUUGAAAAAUCUAUGCCGAGGCCUGAUCCGGAUUGGGCUGCAGUCCGGCCGUGGACAGGUUUAAUCCGUGGCACGAAAAGGAUGUCAUGUAUAAGAAUCCAACGGUCUAGAUUUUAUGGCUGUACACAAAAGAAUUAUAACGGAUUGUAGUCUAUCCCCACUUUAUUCUUUCCUGUCCAGCAAGAUCCAUCGGCCCCCAAAAAAGAUCUCCUUCAGAGAAGAACUGAAAAUCUUCUGAUCUUCUUUCUUAGAGAGACCGAAACAGACCCAAGAUAAAAACAUAUAGUUUUUUUAGAAAAGAUUGGGUCUGCUGUAUUGAUAAAGAGAAUGUCUUUAACAUGUGUGAAAAUGUCUGAGGAUGUUUGGUUAACUUGUCUUACGCAUGCAUUGUCUACUGAAACUGAAGAGAUCAUGGGUCUUCUUCUCGGAGAUAUUGAGUACUCAAAAGAUGGAAAUGUCACUGCAUUGAUAUGGGGAGCAUCACCACAGUCACGAUCUGAUCGGCGGAAGGACCGAGUUGAGACAAAUCCUGAACAAUUGGCAGCUGCCUCAGCUCAAGCUGAUAGAAUGACUGCGUCAACUGGCAGAACAACAAGAGUGAUCGGGUGGUACCAUUCGCAUCCCCAUAUUACAGUUCUUCCUUCUCAUGUUGAUGUGCGGACUCAGGCAAUGUAUCAACUUCUAGAUUCUGGAUUUAUUGGGCUUAUAUUUUCUUGUUUUAGUGAAGAUACAAACAAGGUGGGAAGAAUCCAAGUCAUUGCUUUUCAGUCGUCAGAUGGGAAGCAGAGUCAUAUAUCAGGACCUAUUGCUUUAUCUCCUGUGAAUAGAAGCUCAGUUAUUGAUCUUGAAUCAUCUUUAAGUUCUUCCGAAAAUGCAUUGAUGACAUCUGGAUCUGCAAAAGUAGAUAGUCCUAUGCAAGACACAGGUGAUUCCAGAUUAAUUCAAGGAUCUAGUAAGGGUGGGGGACGAUCUGUGGACUUAGGAGGUUUCUUUGCUGAUGCUGAUGCCAACUAUCUAGGGCGAGAGCAAAGCGGAGGAAACUAUAAUAACAAUAGUAUACAGCAUGCUGUUGUUGAUGUUGACCCCAUGGAUAUGUCAGAAAGCAUGCAAGAAGCCAUGCACCGCUCGAAUUUGGACAUGAGUGGUGCUGAGUAUGUCAGGAAAGAAAUUCCUCUUCAUGUUUUGCCAACAUCAUCUCUUGUUCAUCUUGACUCGCCAUUAAAGUCAUUUACGGAUUUACAACAUGUACUAUAUGAAGAGGAGCGGGCAGCAUAUAACCAGGCCAUCUUGCAAAAUAUGAGAGAUGGCAAAGUGCAUCCACUUUCUUUCAUCCAUCACACAUCUACAUAUCAGGCUUCCAUGUGCAAGUUAAUUGAAUAUUGUUUAAGUCCUGCCAUCAUUGCACUUCAGGAUCGAUUAAAAGAGAAUGAAAUUCGGUUAGCAAUGCUGACCGACGAAGCUAAGACUUUGGAGACUGAAGCCUUAAAGGGGAGUGGACCAAGUUCUCCUCAUAAUGCUUCAUCUCAUGGAUUCCGAGGAAGUGCUUUGGCUGGCCAGAGAGACUUGCAUAAUUCAGCUGAGACCAUCAGCAUGAGGACAUUUUCUGGUCCUGGGAGCCGAAGCAGAAAACGAUCUUAAUAAAAUUUCUGGACCAAUCCUCUUCUCAAUGCAAUUUGUUGAAUGUGUUUCCGGGUUUAUCUGAGGAACUUCUGCAACUUGGUCGUUGGUGAUCAAGUUCAAGACUGUUUUAGAGGCAAUACCACGAAGAGAACUUAGAGAUUGUUGUUUUUGUGGUAUUUCCAAAAGGAGACUCCCGAAGAAACUAGAUGAUUGGGUUUGGGAUGAGUCUUCGAAGAAUCAAUGGUAUUGUACAUAAUCAUGUUUCUCUUGGACCUUGCAGUACUUUUGUGGAGUUAUAUUUUGAUCGGGGGAUUGCAUUAAGUAAUGGUAGCCCCCCUUUUUAUGCUCAUUUUUCAUGUAUGGGCAGAACAUUCAGUAUGUGUGAGAUAUUUAUAAGUGUUUCGCUACGAGUGCUUAGCUCUUGAGACACAUUUUUUAAAGAUGAAUAAGAUACUAGUUAUACUAA